AUGGUGACGACGCUCGCCACGGUGGCGAGCGCGAGGAAAGCGCGCGGGCGUCGGGGGAACGCGUGGCGCGUGUACGGACCGACGGCGACGACGGCGGCGAGCGUCGCGCUUCUGUGCGCCGACCCGAUGCGACACGUGCUUCAGGAUCACGAAUUGUGGACGACGAACAGCGCGAUGUAUCGUCCAGGGUGCGAGCACGGCGAUAUUCGAUGUUUGAGCGUCGUGGGGUGGGUGUUCUUGACGUGCACGUACCUCGGAUUUGCGUGCUUAAUAGUCGGCGCGCUUUGGAACGCCGACGCGCUCGGCAAACUCGGGCGCGAGUUCCGUCGCAGGUUGGAGGGCGAUGAUGCAGAUUUCGAGGCGUAG
Ostreococcus lucimarinus CCE9901 is the source of this 366-nucleotide messenger RNA. RefSeq lists its product with no specific name. The record is from RefSeq and is a predicted model, not a curated record. The coding region runs from base 1 to 366 and encodes 121 amino acids. The transcript has a single exon. NCBI's taxonomy places the organism in Eukaryota, Viridiplantae, Chlorophyta, Mamiellophyceae, Mamiellales, Bathycoccaceae.